Cherax quadricarinatus is the source of this 695-nucleotide messenger RNA. Lineage: Eukaryota; Metazoa; Arthropoda; Malacostraca; Decapoda; Parastacidae. The record is from RefSeq and is a predicted model, not a curated record.
GACGGUCUCGUGUCUGACUCCAUCACCAGUGAAGCGUCGUCACGUGUUGCUGUUUUCUGGCUGGUACCGUUUGCUUUCAUAAUAACUAAUAUACUGGGCUCCUGUUUUGCAUUUUUUGGGCCAGCUUGUGAUCACAGAAUAUGAAGAUGGCCAAACUGAAACUUAAGAAGAAACCUAAAAUGAAUGACCUUUCAAUUUCCAAAAGGAAGAUCAAGAAGCAAAAAGCAGGUACCAUGAAGAAAGGUGUGUCAAAAAAGCCAGGAGCUGGCAAGAAGCAAUUGAAAACUAAAUUUAAGAAAUCUCCCCAUGCUCAGCAAUCAAAAUACACUAAUAAUGGACUCGAUUCAAAUAAUUUGCCUUUAAAAUUACAUCCGAGAGAUGCGUUACUUAAUGCAAGAUUUAGAAAAAAUUCAAAGGAUAUUGAAAGGUUCAAAAGUGCAUCCAAUCAGAAUAUCAGUGAAAUUUCUGACCCAACACAACUUGUUAAUCCAGACACUAUACGACAAGCCAUUAUUGGAAUUAGAAAACUAUCCUCUAAGCCACAGGAGGAAAAGAAGAAAAAAUUGCUGGAGGACAGUAGUGAAGAUGAAUCCUUUGUGUUCUUGCAAGUCACCCUAUGUAAAAUUCCAGCACCAGUCAUAGGCCAACAUGUGCCAAAAUUAUUAAGCAUUAAGGUGUAAGUAAAAAUUAGGCCU